AUGGCGACAGACCCGCCUCUAAUCGCCCCUUCUGCUCCUGAAACUACGGUUGACGUUCCCAAUAAUCACCAGGCGACAAGGGUCCGGUUCGAUGAAACUCCAACAAGGCUGGGUCACGAUAUCCUCAGCGAUUCCUCAGACGAUUGCGGAGAUGCCGAUGACAUUCUUCAGACUGGCCCCCCAUUGCAAGCCGUUGCCGAACCACAAAUUGCGGAAAGAGGGGACACCUCAGAGCAUUCGGAGGAGAUACCAGGGCCAGUGCCCUCAGAUGGCUUCAGAGAUGCCGACACCGACGAAAACCAGCAGAGUGGCCCACCUACAUUGGUUGAUAGCGAAUCCCAGAUUGAAGCAGAGAAAACAGAUGGCGCGAGACAUUCGGGCGGAAGACUGAGGCCAAUGUCGCGCCUGUUCUUCCGACGACUCAGCAGAAGGAAUACCGGUGAUAGCUUACAGAGCGCUUACCCAGAAGCUACAAAACGUGUCAUGGAUACAGCAAAGAGUCGGAUCCCCAAGGGGACCCAUGACCACAGUUGUCGGCUUAUGCCCUCUAGCGGCGUUUCACUUGUGAAAAACCCUGCGAUGUAUAUUAUUUCGGUUCACGACAUUGAAGAAGUUGACCAGCGGGACAACAGGCCACCGAGUGCGAAUAGCUCAACGUCCACGUCGCAUAUGAACGUGGGGGGUGUCAGACGCGUCUCUCUCUCAGAAAAGCUGGCAGUCCUGCUCGACCACGACGAAAGAAACGGAGAUGAGGCGGCUGCGAAGAGGACCAUUUGAUGGCUUGAGGACCCGGACAUGUUCCCUAGCAUCAUGCCCGAGGCCUGCGUCUUACAUUUCACUUAUUCCGACCCACCAAAAUGCGUAACU
Aspergillus calidoustus is the source of this 867-nucleotide messenger RNA. The record is from the annotation of a GenBank genome assembly. NCBI's taxonomy places the organism in Eukaryota, Fungi, Ascomycota, Eurotiomycetes, Eurotiales, Aspergillaceae.